Messenger RNA from Echinococcus granulosus, 1980 nucleotides. Its product is annotated as Histone-arginine methyltransferase CARM1. Gene Ontology annotation, biological process: peptidyl-arginine methylation. Bases 1 to 1980 code for a protein of 659 amino acids. The transcript has 10 exons. Lineage: Eukaryota; Metazoa; Platyhelminthes; Cestoda; Cyclophyllidea; Taeniidae. Gene Ontology annotation, molecular function: protein-arginine N-methyltransferase activity. The record is from RefSeq and is a predicted model, not a curated record.
AUGGUUUUCAAAUUUAAAAACGUUGAUCUGCGGAAGUUGACGGCUGGAGCAUUUCAUUGUGAAUUGAUCGAACGUGAGCUGUGUCUUGCAGUGCAGUCUCUUCAUGAAACCGUUUUGUCCUUUGUUAAAAAUGAACAAAUUAUUUUGGAAUUAAAUGUUAAGCCCAGCCAAUGUAUUCGUUGCCUCGGCAAAAGUGUAUUUAUUGACGUUAAUGACCCCAAUACCCUGUACUUAGUGUCGUUUAGCGACUCUGUUGAGAUUUCAAGAUUUAUGGAUACGAUUUCUGACAAUAACACAAAGGAAUUAAGUAAAUGUGGUCAUGGGUCCGUGUUUGAUGAAAGGACUGAUUCAUGGUCAGCUGUUCAGUAUUUCCAGUUUUACAGCUAUCUCAGCCAACAACAAAAUAUGAUGCAGGAUUAUAUUCGAACGUCUACGUACCAGCGUGCCAUCCUAGCGAAUUCAAAAGCUGACUUCGUCGGCAAAGUUGUUCUCGAUGUAGGUGCUGGUUCAGGUAUUCUGUCGUUUUUCGCAGUGCAAGCUGGGGCAAAGCGUGUUUACGCUGUGGAAGCAUCAAAUAUGGCUGAGCAUUGCCAAGUCCUCGUGAAAGCCAACAAGCUUGCCGGACGAAUUGUGGUUGUUAGUGGCAAGAUAGAGGACAUUACUCUACCCGAACCGGUGGAUGUUAUAGUAUCCGAGCCGAUGGGCUACAUGCUCUACAAUGAACGGAUGUUGGAGACCUACGUGCAUGCUCGCAAAUUUCUUGCUUUUCAACACCGUGCAAAGCGGAAAAGGGAUGCUGGUGAAAAUGGCAGCUCUGAUUCCGAGAUGGGGGACGCGUUCGUAAACAAAAAUUACCAGAAUUGGGACGGAGAAGUUUUCGCAGAGCCAAAUCCCGGUGUCAUGUUUCCCUCUGUUGGUAAAAUGUUUGUCGCGCCAUUUUCUGAUGAAGCCCUCUUCGCAGAAUUGUAUACGAAAGCCAACUUCUGGUAUCAACAGAGCUUCCAUGGGAUGGAUCUGAGUGCAUUGCGCGGAGCUGCGAUCAAAGAAUACUUUAAUCAACCGGUCGUGGAUACGUUUGAUAUAAGUAUCUGUCCUGUGACUGAACCCUGUGUCCAUAAUGUCGACUUCCGAACUGUUAGCGAGUCUGAUCUCGCCAACAUUGAAAUCCCAUUAGUUUUCCACAUCAGUCAAUGCUCAACUAUACAUGGUUUGGCGUUUUGGUUCGACGUUGGUUUUCUGGGCUCUCAGACCGAUGUUUGGUUGUCAACAGCGCCAACCGAACCACUUACACACUGGUAUCAGGUUCGGUGUUUACUGGGUACCGCGUUGUUUGUACAAGAGGGCCAGAUUCUGACAGGUCACGUGAAAAUGGUCGCUAACACGCGGCAGUCCUACGAUGUUGAAAUCGAACUAGUGGUUCCCAACAGCGAUACAAAGAUAACGAAUCACUUGGACCUGAAAAAUCCGCACUUCCGCUAUACCGGUUAUCCUCCGGCUCCCCCACCUGGCUCCCACACCAAGUCGCCUACUGAAAUGUACUUCGCUAAUGUCGUGGGGUCGACUACUGCUGUAGUUGGCUCGCAGACGCAACCCACAGUCAUUGCGGCCGAUCCGGGCUCCACUAGUCGGGGUGCCUUCGUGGCUACAAACACUGCUGCGGUGGGCGGCCCCGGUGCCACCCUCCUCUUUCCCUCCAGUGCUGCCGCCGCCACCGCAGUCCCUGACCAAACUAUUGGAGUUGGCGGUGGAAUGAUCGCUGCCGCUACGGUCCUUCCCCAGUCGCCCUGUGGCGCUGUCGCUGGGUUGGUGAAUGCAGCCCCCAUCGGUGCUGGUGAAGUCUUCCCCAAUGGAUGCUGGGCUCUUGGAGGUCAAGCGCACUUGCUCACUUCUGCCAGCACCCUGCAAGCUGGACAUUUCCAAAUUUCGACGCCGACCGGAUCGAACACCGUUCUUUACGAUCCUCGAACGCCUGUUCCAUAG